This is a messenger RNA of Caenorhabditis bovis, 537 nucleotides long. Lineage: Eukaryota; Metazoa; Nematoda; Chromadorea; Rhabditida; Rhabditidae. The record is from the annotation of a GenBank genome assembly.
AUGUUGUUCAAAUCGUCGCUGAUCUUCGUCGCCGUCAUCGGCGCCUCGCUCGCCGCCACAGCCUCGCAAUGCGCCAAGAAAGAGGCGAAAGCGGUGAAGGAAUGCGUUCAGCUUCUUCAAGAUUCCACCGAAGGUGUGAAGAAGUUGUUCGCGUCGAAUUUUGACAAGAAAAACCAGGAUGAGAUGAACGAGAUUUGCAAGAAAUCGCAGGCAUGUUUUGCGGAUCUCAAAAAGAAGUGUUCGGAUUUCCCGCCUGAGGCUACUUCCACCUUGGACUUCAUUUGCGGAAAGAUUGAAUUCUUCACGGGACCAUUCUCGGAAUGCAUGAUUAAGCUGAUUAAACUCGAUGACACGCCGACUGGAGGCUGCGGCGAAAAGAUGCUGAACAGCGAGAUCUUCGAGAAUCCAAAGAAUGCGUGCAAGGCUGUCAAGGACACGAUCGGCUGCGAGAAGGACAUUGGAAAAGUGUGCGACGCAGCGGCCGAGAAAUUGUUCCAUGACGAGAAUCAAAAAGACCUCAAGAAAUACAAAUGCUAA